UAGGACGCGGUUUGCUUUGACGGUGUUAGGAGUUUUUGACAGAAUAGAAGCUUGCUUGGUGGUGUAGUAGGCGUUGACAAUAGAUCAUUGUGAGCGUGGUGAGGAGGAAGAAGAAAAGGGGGUUUUGGGGACAUCAGUGAGUGACUUGCAGGGCGUGAGUGGGUUCUAGCCAGCACGGGUUUUUGACAGUUGUGCUAGUUCUGUUGUGACAGGAAGAAUUUGCAUUGUUUGCGUCGCGCAGCGACGAGGGGUGCCACGAUCGCGCAGUGAGAUCUGGAGCGCGCGCGAGAGAGUGUUUUGAGAGUGUAAUUCAGGUGAAAACUAGCAUUUCUCGUGAUUACGAUAAUUAUGUUUCCCCGCGGCUUCGCCGCCGCAGCCUCCUCCGAUCUGUUGCGCGAGGGGCGCGUCUGUAGAAGAUGAAGCAGUGGUGAAGUACGUGAACGACCUCGAAAUUGAAAUUUUGUGCCACACAACCACAGUAGCGGCCGCGGAUCGGACCGUGUCUCCGAUAGGCUUCAAUGAUCGGCGCCGAGUUUUGAAAGUUUUUCCUCCGGGCCGGGGCCCUUCGCGGGUGGAAAAGUCGGUGAAAAGAAGUGGCUUGCUUUGAUAGGGUUUUCCAACCGCCUACCGCGCUAUCUCGGAUGCUGGCCGCCGACUUCGAUUAUCGGUAAUCGCGCUGCACGCGAUCCGACCCUGGGACGUCUCGGCGGUUGACGGACAAAAGAAAUCGUGACGGACUCCGUACGGAGCGUGAAAAUCGCAUCUAAUUACCCCUCGGACCGCGAUGACCCAAAAGUGCUAAGAACCCCCCCGCAGAGGUCGCACCCAAUCCAAUGAAGAUGAGUGUCAACAGUGCCGCUGGGCCACCCAGCCUGACCACAGCCCUCGCAAAUCCGGGACCACCCAGUUCCGGAUCCUCUCAGCCGGUGUCCCCGCACCAACCCGCCCCACACCCCCUCAACGGAACCGGUCUCUGGGACAUCCCAGGUUCACAAGUGGUGACGGCCGCCUCCGGCGGCACCACCGCUGAACCCCCAAUGUCCCUGUCCUCGCUGUCCCGGCUCAACAGCAUGGAGUGCUGGGACUACACGAUCGAGCUCGAGUGUCUGCGCGGACCGGAAGGUGAGGACGACGACGACUCGGCCGCUGCAGGCUGCUUUCAGUCCCGGCGAGAUCUGGGCGAUCUGCAACUGGCGGCGGAACUCGGGAAAACCCUGCUGGAACGGAACAAGGAGCUCGAAAGUGCACUCAAACACCACCAGAACAUCAUCGAGGAUCAGGCACAGGAAAUCGAGUACCUGACGAAGCAGAAUGGUGCCCUGCGGGAGGUCAACGACUCGCGGAUGAAGAUCUACGAGCAGCUCGAAGUCAGCAUACAGGACCUCGAACGGGACAAGUACAAGUUAGCGUUAGAGAACCAGGCCGAGAAGAAGCAUGUCAAAACCCUGUGUCGCAACAUUGAAACGCUCGAGGCGAAGGUGGACGAGCUGACGAAAACCAUGGACGACGUCCGGAGGCAGCUGGACGCCGAACGGAAGAAGAACGAACGCCUCCAGAGUGACAGCCUGAGCGGAAACGGAGCCGGUUCCCGCGUCCAGCUGCGACCGGUGGCCGGUGGCGACGGCGACGAUGCCAGCCUCAGCGGACCUGACGAAGAUGAGAUCACCGAGAUCGACACUUCAAAGCCGGAAAACUUUUCGUUCGCCUUCCGCGACCAGUCCCACUCGACGGACGUCACCGACGGCAGUCACCUUGGGCAAAGCUUUUCCCACCAGCACGGAGGCCAUCACACCAACCACCAACUGUCGGACCUGAAUCUGGCGGAAGAGAACGAGGAACUGAUCCGGAUAAUGCAGGAGCUGGAGCGGACGCGCAAGUGCUUCGUGGCGGAACAGAACCGGGUGGCGGAACUGGAGGAACAGCUCGCGGCGAUCGCCCAGGAGAACCAGAUCCUCCAGAGCAAGAUAGUGCAAAUCAACACCACGGAGGAGAUGAAGUCCGUGCACGAGGAGCUGUCGAUCCUGGAGGAAGUCAGACAAGGCCAAAUGUGCACGCGCUGUCUGCGCGGCUUCGAGGACCGGCCGGAUGACGAAUCGAUCAUCACGGGCACCGACGCCGACGACGACCGCAGCCUGAUGGAUCUGAUCCAGAACGCGGCCUCGGAGGCGGGCGUCCCAUCGGCGGUGUACCGCUCCUCGGUCACGAUCAAGACUUCUUCUCCUAAGCCAGAUACCCUGGAUAUAUCGGGCACUAGUUCAAACAAUCCGUAUCGGGAGCUGGUGGCAAAGUAUGAAGCACUGCUGGAGGUCCAGAGGAAUUCGCUGAUGCGCAAGGCGAGCACGACGACGGCCACCACCUUGACCGGAGUGACCCCGCCGCAGCAAGGCCAAACCCAGCAGUCCUCGGGUCAGCAGCAGCAGCCGGGCGAGGAGCUCGGCUCGGGCGACUUUAGCUCGCUCAACACCAAGUUUACGGACGAGGACGGGAACAGCAAGAAGGACGACCAGAGCAGCAACGGCGGGGGCACGACGCGGCGGAAGAUUGGGCUGCGCACGCCGACGGACUUUUCCGAGGCGGAAACGACCAGCUCCGGGUUCUCGGACGAGAUCAGCAACAAGGCGACGCAGACGGACGAGCGGCCGCGGAACUUUUUGUGCACGAUCGCGGACGGGGAGGACUGCAAGUUCAGCAUCUAUGAGGACCAGACGGUGAUUGAUUCGCGGUUCCGGUUCAGCCCGUCGCACCGGGAGUUGUUCCGGGAGAUCUUUGGGAUUUUGAAGAAGGCGGCGGAUAAUCGGGAUGAGGGCGAUCAGUUGCCGUUGUUGGACGAUCAGAAUCCGGUUGUGGGUGGGAAUGGGGGAAAGGGUGGAGCGCCGAAGGUUCCUCCGGUGACGCCGGCUGCGGAGGAGCCGCCGAGUGAGUUUGGGGACGACACGCAGAGCGUCAUCUCGUCGGCGGUGUCCGAGCAGUCGUUUGCCAUGUCCGAGUGCAUCACCAAGUCGGAGCGCAAGAAGAUCGAGAAGCAGAACAAGUACGCGGAGAAGCAUGGUGAGCAGCAGCAGGAGAACAAACCUCCGGUCGGCGUUGCGGCUCUUCCGGACGGCCGGAUCCUGACGCCGUACAAGCGUCAACCGCUGGACUAUUUGACGGUGGCGGUCGGAGUCAACAAGAAGAAGUCCCGACGCCGUCGGAACCGCGGAACCGGUCCCGACAUGGACCGGUCGGACUCUCCGGUGUCCACCACUCCGUCAUCGCCACGGUGCGGCAGCUCCGGCAAGAAGGGCCGAACCCUGUACCGUCCGUGGAACCCGAACGCCGCCUCGCCGGCCACGCCCUCCUCCUCCAACCUGGUCAGCACCUCGUCCCCCAACGGAACGGCCACCGCCGAGUGGAACGGCACCUCGAUGACCAUCUACAACCGUAGCAUCAACUCGCCAACGCCCUCCUCCCAGCAGCAGCCCCGCAACCCGGUCCGGCCCGCCAACCACAACCGGUUCGCCGACCUCGCCGACGACACGCCGGUCCAGUUCAAGCCCUCGACCGCGAGCCACGAUCUGCACAAGCUCAAGAAGCUGGACCUCUCGUACGCCGAGGUUCUGCGCCGGGCGGACCUCGGCAAGCAGCGCCAGCGCCAGCACCACCACAAGUAAGUUUUGUGUUGUUUUAAAAAAUCUGUGUGUUUGUGAAAACAAAAAAAAAUGUCGACAACGUGUUUUUUAACUUGGGACGAAUCACACUUUUCCUGACACUUUUUUCAAAACAUUUGACGGCUAAAAAGUUCGCGCAUUGAACGCACUCACCAAAAAAGAGAGAAAUGUAAACAAAAGCCGCGUGGCGAAACGUCACCCGCGCGAGUUCACCAAUCCAAGCAAGCGAGAAGAAAACAACAAAAAGAGAUCAGUAUUAGAAGUUGAGCGCGAACAAAAGUUACAAAAAAAACAACAACAAAUUUGAUUCGAUUUACUUAAGCUUCUUUCCUGUAAUCCUUCACUUAACCUUUAAAUCAAACAACAAGACAAAAAAGAUAUUAUCGAAAACAAGCAAAACUAUUUAUCUGCACGAACAAAGUUAAAAAAGUAUGUAAUAAAGUUAAAGCAAAAAAAAAAACAACGUACCGCCAUAUUGAUUAAUUUGAAAGAGAGAGAGAGAGGGAGAACAAGCGCUGCAUCACACUCAAACGCCCACUCACACGCGAGUUAUUUAAUUUAAACAAGCUUACCAUUGUUUGUUUCCAACUUAUUUAGCAAUUGUUAUCUGUACUAGCUUUAAAUUUAAAAAUUGCGCAACUUGACACUCGGUUGCGCGUAGAACAAACACAAAGUAGGCCUUGUUUCCUUAACAUUUUGUUAACUUUUUUAGGAUCUUUCCUGCCCUUUUUUCCCCAUUUCCUCUAAAAAGUCCUUGCUUCGUUUUUUUUUUAUUAAGUCAAAGAGAGCGUUAUCAUUAAUAUAUACACACACACUCAAUAUAAAAAAUUGAGCGAAUCAUCACACCUGCGUAAGCAGGCGCUGUCAAACACUCACACUCGCGUAAAAAGCAGCGCAAAAAAGUCAACGCUUGCUGCGGAGUUUCAAUUGUUUACUGAUUUUUCAAACUGUCAAAGAAGGUAAACAAAAAAAUUUAUCGUUCGUGUAAAAACAACUCAAAGCAAACUAUAAUACUGAUAGUAAGUGAAAUCAAAACACACAAAGCAGAACAUUUGAAUAAAAGACACUCUAACUUGUUCCAAGGUUCCAACCAAUACAUAGCAAACAAAAAAAAACAGUAAUGUCAGUCAACGCUCAAUAUGUAGAACACAAACUGAGAGAGAGAAAAAAAAUAAUAAAAACUUAAAGUCACAAUAUUAAAGCCAUUCGUGUUUCCGACGGGAAGCAAAGAGUGAAAGAGAGAGAGAGAGAGAGAGAGAUGAGUAGAAACACAAACGAACGAACUAAAGAAAGAGAAAAGAAGAAACGUUUGUCUAUCAAUCGGUCGUGUUGAUAAACAAUAGAGAAAGGGAAACAAACAAAUAAACAAAAAAAGCAAAGCAUACUAACGAAACGAACCAGAAUGAUGUGUUGCAGAAGAGUGAAACAAUAAAACUAAUACAAAGAAGGAGAAGAAGAGGGGAAAAUAAUACUGAUUGUGCAACAACAAACGCUAUGCGGCCAAGCAAAGUGUGUGGAAAUAAAGACAAAUGAAAGACUAUGCGAAAAAUUGUAUAAAAAAAA
This is a messenger RNA of Culex quinquefasciatus (southern house mosquito), 5210 nucleotides long. RefSeq lists its product as uncharacterized. The transcript has 7 exons. The record is from RefSeq and is a predicted model, not a curated record. NCBI's taxonomy places the organism in Eukaryota, Metazoa, Arthropoda, Insecta, Diptera, Culicidae. Bases 834 to 3650 code for a protein of 938 amino acids.